Molecule: messenger RNA, 788 nt
Organism: Williopsis jadinii
Lineage: Eukaryota; Fungi; Ascomycota; Saccharomycetes; Phaffomycetales; Wickerhamomycetaceae
Exons: 9
Coding region: 19-675 (218 amino acids)
Source: RefSeq, a predicted model, not a curated record
ACGUCAAGUAUAAUCAAGAUGCGUCAACAUCCACCUAUUGGGAUGUAUAAUGGGGUUUUCUAUGGUGUCCGACUAUAUGGGGUGAUGGUUGGAAGCUCAGAGUUUAACGAGGCUUCAUCACCAAGAGACGCACUACUUGUUUUGCAUCAAGCGGAUACCUCGAUCACUAAUAAACAAAAAGAGGCCGUACAAGAACUAUUGGGUAUUCAUGUUGACUUUCUCGUCGGUAAUGAACUAUCUAGAGCAUGGACAACAGUUAGGAGUGCUACUGGAAUACCAGUUGCCAGGCUUAACAAAGGUGGGAGAGUUCAUGAGAGAAUGCAGACUGCUAAACGCACAAAAACAGGUUCAACGACAGCUACCAAGAAAUCAAUACAUGAGAGAACAGAAUUCAAUCAAGGAGAAAAAAAAUAUAAAGCUACUCUUGUCGAAGCCAUCAAUGAAAAUCUUGCCUUUAUGUCUAACACGGUAUUAAGAGAUAGCGUCGCUGAAACUAUGCGUCUGAUUGCGGGACAAGAAGCAAAGGCUGAAAAGUCAGAGGAAGAUAUAGAUUCUUUUGAAGAGUCUGUAUCUGAAGAAUCCGAUAUCCCAGAUGAUGAGUUUGACCAUGACGAAUCAGAGAACCAUGAUUCUGAGGGGAAUGUGUCUAGAGAGAGUUCUGCAGAAGAGAAGUGAAUCAAUACAGAAGGUCAUUACUAGAUCACAACUUUUUUGGAUCUGUUUAAAUAUAUAUCUUUAGUAUUUUAGUAUUCCUUAUUGGUCAUAAAGAACACCUUGAAUGUUUCAAC